CCGGAAGUAUAAAAAUAUUGGAAUUCAACGGAAGCCACAUCAAAUCGCUAGGAAGAAUUGAAUUGAGCAGCUGCUACAAAAUGCAUGAGAAUAUAUGGAAUGAUAAAGUGCAAAAUCCUUUAUUAUUGUGGAAGGGACUCUAUGGUUAUGAUGCUACUUUGUUUUCGGAAAAUCAAUUGAGUUAUUUUCAUGAUUUUUUAAAAGUUAAAGAAAUGGUAAAGUGGCCUGAUGACGAAGAAGAGUUUGCAAUAGAUACCGAGAGGCCGCAGCCUUGGAAGACGAUAAAGGGAUUUUUCUUAAUGGUUGGUGUUUCAAGCAGGGAGAGUGAUAUUGAUGAUGCUACAGUUGCUGCUACUACUAUGGAAUUUUUGAAGUAUUUUACAGAUAUACUUGGAAUAGUGAAGGGGCCUAAUGAUGAUGUCCGACCGAGGAAAAAAGAAGAGUGGGUAAUAGAUAUUGAGGGGCCGCACUAUUUGGAGGAGAUAAGUGGAAUUGUAUUAUAUGUCGUAAUUUUUUUUAAAGAAGAUGUUUCAGUCUGGGAUGAUAGUGAUAUUGUUGAUGCUAAAAUAACCAGUAAGAUAACCAGUAACGGCUCAUAUCAUGUAUGCCGUAUUCAAGAAGAGGUACGAUUGGUUAAUAGUGGUUUCCACGAAAAGGAAAAUAGGACUGGAUAUUUUGUAUGGGUGGGGUACUCCAAUUUACAAUCUUUUGAACUUAAGGUUUUGGACAAUUUGCUAGUUCAAUUUUAUCCCAAUCAUCGUGGGAUGGUGCCGUUUUAUGAAAGUUACAGAGCGAAAGUGGGACCUAUUCCAGAUAAGGUGGUGAAGGACUAUGAUGAUCCAAAGGUAGAUUUGGAGUUAGAGAUUCUACUUAUAGAUUUUGGAGUCCUUGACUUAUCCACUCCUCGCAUGACUCUUAGUUCCUCUAUCAGAAAUGGUGUCAGCUUCAUCUCGAAGUUCAUGACGUCAAGGCUGCAUGGGAAUCCUGAGAGUGCAAAGCCACUACUCAGGCACUUACAAGCUCUAUAUUAUAAAGCAGAGGAUCUUAUGAUGAAUGCAACUUUGGAUAUAGUCGCAAAGCUACAAAGUGCCUUGAUUGUAUUUGUCUCUGCAAUCCCCAGAGAGAUACCAUUUCUUAAUUUUGAGCAGAGGUGA
This is a messenger RNA of Carya illinoinensis, 1154 nucleotides long. RefSeq lists its product as uncharacterized. Gene Ontology annotation, molecular function: sucrose synthase activity. Bases 81 to 1154 code for a protein of 357 amino acids. Gene Ontology annotation, biological process: sucrose metabolic process. The record is from RefSeq and is a predicted model, not a curated record. The transcript has 5 exons. Lineage: Eukaryota; Viridiplantae; Streptophyta; Magnoliopsida; Fagales; Juglandaceae.